Messenger RNA from Lathyrus oleraceus (garden pea), 588 nucleotides. RefSeq lists its product as uncharacterized. The record is from RefSeq and is a predicted model, not a curated record. Gene Ontology annotation, molecular function: hydrolase activity. NCBI's taxonomy places the organism in Eukaryota, Viridiplantae, Streptophyta, Magnoliopsida, Fabales, Fabaceae. The transcript has a single exon.
AUGACCGGCAAGCCAAGUGAAUCCAGCACAUAUGCGGACAUAGAGGCGAUAUACGAAUGCCUUGAAACCGAAUAUGGGGUUAGUCAGGAAGACGUGAUCUUAUACGGGCAAUCAGUUGGAAGUGGACCGACACUGCAUUUGGCAGCUAAAUUACCUAGGCUGAGAGGCGUGGUUCUACACAGCGGCAUUCUUUCUGGUCUCCGAGUCCUCUGUCAUGUGAAAUUCCCUUUUUGCUUUGACAUUUAUAAGAAUAUCAACAAAAUAAAGAAGGUCAAGUGUCCAGUACUAGUAAUACAUGGUACAGAAGACGACGUGGUCAAUUGGUUACAUGGUAACUGAUUAUGGAAAAUGGCAAGCGAGUAGUACGAACCAUCGUGGAUUAAAGGAGGCGGUCACUGCAACUUGGAGCUUUACCCUGAUUACAUACGCCACCUAUGCAAAUAUAUCCAAGAAAUGGAGAACAUGAUAACCGAGAAGCGCCUCAAAAAAAAAUCCGACAAAAUCUGGACACACGAUCAUCAAAAUCAGAACAUUUUGAAUCAAUGGAUAUUGAUGCAUUGGACGAAACCACAAAUCAACCAACCAUAA